CUAGCAGCAGCAGCACCACCACCAACAACAACAACAACAACAACAGCAGUUAAAAUGCUAACAGACAUGACACCGACGGCCGGUCAAUUGUAUGGCUCACAAAUACCGGCCAUGGGAAUGAAUAUCACAAAUAUUGCCACACAUUUGCAGAAGCCACAAGUUAAUCCGGAUCAUCCCAGUUUGCGGGGCACACCAUUGGCCAUGCUGGCCGCCCAAUGCAAUAAGCUGUCGAACAAAUCACCACCUCCAUUGGCCGAUGCAGCUGUCGGCAAGGGUUUCCAUCCAUGGAAGAAGAGUCCCAGUUCUCCGGUAGCUGGUAGCAGUGGCAGUGGCGGAUCAGGUGGUGGCGGCGGCGGCGGUGGAGGAGGAGGUGGAGGUACAACUAGUGGUGGCCAACAUUCACCCUGCGCCAUCUCAGCGGCCAGUUCAUCCAGCUCCAGUGGCAGCACUAGUGGUGGUGGCAAUGGCGGAGGAGCAUCCCGUAGCUCGGGCAGUAAUAGCAAUAGCAGCACCAUGGUCAAUAUCACAGCUAGCAUCUAUCCUUACAGUCGCCCUCUGGCCUCAUCGUGCGCGGCUGUUAGCGGCACGGCGGCGGCAGCGGCCUCCGCUUAUGGCGGCGAUUUGUAUUUCCCAAACACAUCGUCAUCGUCGGCCAGCAUGGCCAGCAUGGCGGACAAUCAUCAUAUGCAUCAGGGCCUGCUGGGCAAAGUGGAGGCUGGAGCUGCCGCCUUUGGAUCGGUAUAUUCCCGCCAUCACUACGAUUGGCCCUUCAAUGCCGUCUCGCACAAGGCCGUCGAGGCAGCCAGCGUGAAUACUGGCUGGUGGGAUAUGCAUAGUGCGGCUGCUGCCGGAAGUUGGCUGGAUAUGGGCAGUGCGGCAGCAGCGGGCAUGCACUCGACCAUGGCGAACUAUGCGAGUGCUGCCGCUGCCGGCAGUGAUUAUUCAUCGGCAUUAACACAUUCACUGUCAAAUACGGCACAUUUGUUAAGCUCCAAUCAGCAUCUGUUACAGGAUACAUACAAGAGCAUGUUGCCCGGCCAGGGUGUUGGUGUUGGUGUGGGUGUUGGUGUUGGUGUGGGUGUUGGGGGAUUCUCGUUGCCGCAUAGCUCACCAUCGGCAGCGGCAACAGCGGCCUCGCCACAGGCCUCAACCCCGUCGACACCGUCGCCGCGAUCGCAACGCCGUUAUGCGGGCCGGGCCACAUGCGAUUGCCCCAAUUGCCAGGAGGCGGAACGUUUGGGUCCAGCUGGCGUCCAUUUGAGGAAAAAGAAUAUCCAUUCAUGUCAUAUACCCGGCUGCGGUAAGGUUUAUGGGAAAACUUCACAUCUGAAAGCCCAUCUGAGGUGGCACACCGGCGAGCGUCCCUUUGUGUGCAAUUGGUUGUUCUGCGGCAAACGUUUCACACGAUCCGAUGAACUGCAACGACACUUGCGAACGCAUACCGGCGAGAAACGCUUUGCUUGCCCAGUGUGCAACAAGCGUUUUAUGCGCAGCGACCAUCUGGCCAAGCACGUGAAGACCCAUAAUGGCACAACGCCCAAUGGCAUUAAGAAGGGCUCCUCGGAGUCGUGCAGCGACUCGGAGGAGGCCACCAAUCAGUCGGGUGAGUCAAACGGGCUAAGCGGCGCGACCAGUGGCCAGCAGCAACAGCAACAACAGCAACAGCAGCAACAGACGGGCGGAGGCGGUGGCGGCGGGGGUGGCUCCGCCGGAGCGGCAGCCAAUGGUGCAAGUGGCAGUGUGACGGCUUCGGCCAGUGGCAGCUCUGGCAGCCAUCCCGGCACCCCGACUUCGCUGCAUGGCCUAAAUGCCACAAGCACGCCCAGCAGCACUAGUUUGCUGGUGGGUGGCGGUCUGCACCUGGCCUCGCCGCACCAGAUGGUCGCCGCGGGCGGCUCGCCGGUGAUGCUUCAUCAGCACCAACAGCAGCAGCAACAGCAACAACAACAGCAGCAGCAGCAGCAGCAACAACAACAACAACAGCAACAGCAGCAACAACAGCAACAACAUCAUCAACACCAAUCCCAACACCAACAACAGCAGCAACAUCAACAAUUCUCACAGCAGCAACAUGCCCAUCUGCAUCAUCAUCAUCACCAUCAUUUGGCCGGCAGUCCUGGCCUCGAUCAUCGGCUAGAUCACAGUGCGCUAGUUGAUAUCAAGCCACCCAUGGUUUGAGGGUCGCUGGGACCCUUUCUGUUCACCAACUAAAAACUGGCACGAACAGGAAUGGGGCCCACCAGCUAGACGACUAGAUUCAUCUAUGGAAUGAAUUUCAUUUCUUCUUGUAAAUAUUAAAAUUAGCUCUACAUAUUA
Messenger RNA from Drosophila willistoni, 2316 nucleotides. RefSeq names its product transcription factor Sp9 (gene Sp1). NCBI's taxonomy places the organism in Eukaryota, Metazoa, Arthropoda, Insecta, Diptera, Drosophilidae. The coding region runs from base 55 to 2178 and encodes 707 amino acids. The transcript has 3 exons. Gene Ontology annotation, biological process: regulation of transcription by RNA polymerase II. The record is from RefSeq and is a predicted model, not a curated record. Gene Ontology annotation, molecular function: RNA polymerase II cis-regulatory region sequence-specific DNA binding; DNA-binding transcription factor activity, RNA polymerase II-specific.